UGUCACUUGUACCCAAAUUUUGACAACUCAACUUUGACAAUAAGUUGUGAAUCGAAGUGUCCACAUCAUUUUACCGUCGUUUAACACUCAAUAAAAUGGCCAAAUCGUCGGGGACCUGCCCGAAAUGUUAUGUUUGUGACCAAGCAGUGCUUGACGAAGGCACCGACAUAUUUACAAAUUGCACAGAAAACACCAAAACGCCAAUCAACGAGCUCCUAGAACAGUUUGUGAGCCACAGUUUAGUGCGAAGUGCCAGGAAAAAUCUCUGCUGUGCGGAUUGUUUGAGUCGAAUAAACGAUUAUGAUUUGGCCUGUUAUACAGCGCAUCAAGUGCAGAAGGAACUCACUGAUUUACUGAGUGCGACGGAGGCGAAAUAUUGUAAGAAAGGCGAUUUGGCAUCAGAUGGAGAGGUUGACGAGGAGUUGGAUGACGAUGCUCAAAUUGAAGAGCUUCAUAACUCCUUUGCAGACAUAAUUGAGGAAGAAGUGAAGGAGGAGUUCGAGGAACCGCCGGAAGCUAUCAAGAAAGAAGCGGAAAGUGAAAAGGUGGAUAAAUUCCAAAUGUUCGAUGACGAAACCGAUGAGUACGAACUCCAUUUCUUCUCUGCUACCGACAUAUUACCCGAAAAUGAAGUCUACGAAAGCGAUGACAACGCCGACGAAUUUGUAUACAAAGUUUACACAAAUUCCAUUGAAGACAUGGACGAAGAACUGGAACUGGAAGAUAAACCAAAGCCAGACGAUCAAUUCCCCGUUAUUAGGCAGGCACCAAACUAUUGUUUGCAAUGCGAGCGGAACUUUGAAACGAAGGAACUUCUCCGCGAACAUCGACGUACAAUCCAUAAAAAGCCACCCAAACAACACACCUGUGACAUUUGUGGCAUGACUUAUAAAAUGCGAAAUGCUCUGCGCAUUCAUUCCCUCAUGCACACUGGAGUUAGCCCGUUCCAGUGCGACGUUUGCGGAAAAAAGUUCACUCAAAAAGGCGCACUUAAACGCCACAUGCCCAUCCACACGGGCGAAUGUCGCUAUCAAUGUGAAAAAUGCGGCAAGCAAUUCAUCCACUACUCAUCGUUCCACAUGCAUAAUCUGGCGCACGAUGAUAUCCGGAAGAAGAAAUGCGAGGUUUGUGGCCUUCUACUACGCUCGAACUCACAUUUGAAGCGGCACCUACAAGUUCACACAGGCGCAAAGCCCCACAAAUGUCCGAAAUGCGAUAAGACGUUCGCGCAGCGAUACAAUAUGAUGACCCAUCUUCGUUCACACCAGGGGCUACCACGAAAACGGAAGCACACAUGCACUGUAUGCGAGAGGACUUUUACGAAGGAGGUUUCGUUGCAGGAGCACCUCGCCACGGGCGUGUGUCGGACGGAUGAUGGAAAUAUAUUGGAAUUGUAUCAGCACAUCUCAGCUGAAUCUUAGAUCUCACGGUCGAAAGAUGGCGACGUAUUAUAGAUUUUAACGAUAGUUUUAGUUUCUCUUGCAUUGAAUUCAUCAUUCGCAAUAAAUGAUUUUUAUUUACACUUAAGGCAAG
Messenger RNA from Hermetia illucens (black soldier fly), 1533 nucleotides. Its product is annotated as zinc finger protein 32-like. Gene Ontology annotation, biological process: regulation of DNA-templated transcription. Gene Ontology annotation, molecular function: DNA-binding transcription factor activity, RNA polymerase II-specific; RNA polymerase II cis-regulatory region sequence-specific DNA binding. Lineage: Eukaryota; Metazoa; Arthropoda; Insecta; Diptera; Stratiomyidae. The record is from RefSeq and is a predicted model, not a curated record. The transcript is spliced from 2 exons. The coding region runs from base 96 to 1421 and encodes 441 amino acids.